CGUAGAGUACAUGCAUCAAUAUAUGUGUAGAGUUUCGGUAGAUGACAUGCCCGAUAGAUCUAAAAUGUUAAGGUUUCGAUCUUUUGAGUACACCCUGUCCCUUCCUUUGAACACCCACCACCUUUCAUGAUGAAUUCACAGGAAAAUGACGACAAAGAGAACAAACCUAUCCGCAAUGGGCGUCAUCAACGUAACAGAGCCUCUACAACGCAUUCAUGGACAACAAAUAAGGACAGCAAACCAAAGAAAUCAAAUGAUGGUCCGAGAAAGAUUGCUGCUUCUCUCUUCAAAAGCCCAGAAUUGGAAGGUCGAUCCACAUUUGGCAAUCAAAGAAAGAGGGCUUCCAUUGGUGCUAUUUUAGCUCCUGCUUUUGAACAGCAAAAGACCAAACAAAACAUUCAGGAUCAAGAUGAUGACGAUCACGAUCACGAUAUGUACUUCACUACUGGCUCUUUUUCAAGCAAGUCUGAAAAUUCAAAAAAAGCCUUGAUUCCCAAACGUGAUUUAACCUCGGUUUUCGAAAAGAAGCGGGCAGGUAACGAACUUCAUGCAACACCAGAACCGUUACCGAAGAUCAUUAUCACUCCACCCGUUCCUCAACGGCAAGGCAAAGUAGACAUUGCAUACAAUAGUCGUGCAGGAAAUUAUCUACGAUCCAUUGCAAGUGAAGAUACAGAGAAAGAAACUGCGACAGAAGACCGAGUAACGGCAUCGGGUGUGCCUGUGCCUGACUCUGUGCCUGUUUCUGACUCUAUGCCUGACCCUGUGCCUGACCAAGAAACGCCGAAGAUCACUACAGCAACCGUUGACGAUGAACUGGCAUCUUUGCCAUUUGAACAUGAAUUGCCAAGCUUUGAAGUCCAAGAAAAGCGUACAAAUGAUGACAAUAAAGGGAUCGAAGGUAUCAAACUAGUCAUCGAUGCUUUCUUGUCUGACUUUUUCGUUGAAAGGCCAUAUGAUCAUGCUAAAAGGUUGUUCCCCAGCCUUAGUGAUCUCUUGAUAUCGUCCAUGGAACCUGCCAAUCAAUUUGAACUUUCGAAAUGGGGACGAUUUCAACCCAUUCCUUCUUUACGUGCCCAUUGUGCCGCAAUCGAAGGCGAAGAGAUGGUUGUCUUACAUCCAAGAUGGGUUCGAUGGAAGCUGCAGAGUACGUUGGAUGUCGUACUAGACCAUAUUAUCACGGGUAUCGUUGCCCUUGUUGUAGAUGAUCGAGCUCCAUAUGGCACUCCACCCGUAAUGGCGGCAUUGAUUGAUUCAUUGACACAAAAUCUGAUCACUCCUGAAGAAAUACAUCUCAAUAGAUCACCAAGCGGUACAGAGAUGAUCAGAUCAGGACAAGAUAACGCUUUAGGAGCCUGGGUUCAAAUGUGCGCAAUGGCAGUAGGAUUAGGCGUAAAGGCAAAAGAAGUUCUCACGGUGGCAGAUGUGAUUCACACGAGUACAAAUGAUGAAAAAGAUGCAUGGAAAUCGUGUUUGAAGGAUAUUGAUCCGGCCAAAAGACUUGUUGUUCUUUUGACACGUCACAUCCAUGUUGUUUUGGAAAGAGGAAAAGCGGCACGAGAACGAAAUAAUCUUUUGGUGGUGCCACCUGUACAACGUGGGAGCAGAAAGAGAUGGCUAGCGGCCAAUGCAGAACAUCGAGCAAGAAGAGCUUCUCAUGAUGAAAACUUUGCAAAAUUGACGAGUGGACAAAUAAGUGAAGGAGAAUAUAGAAGCACCGAAAGGCGUCUAGCUGCAGAAGGACAUCCGAGGGACAUUUUUGCUACCCUUCAUUUGGUACGAUUCGUUGGUGAGCUUUACAAGGUUUCAGUCCUUACAAAGUAUGAUCUACGCGAUUGGCUCGAUCGGUUCUUGUUUGACACCGUUUUUCCCGGUGUGCCUUCGAUGUACGAGCUUGAAGCAGGCUGUGCACUGCUGUUAACGGUCGGCAGAACGAUCGAGGAGCAAAGCGGGAAGAAGUAUACAUCGAGCUCUUCACCUGAACAAGCACAGUCACCUUCAUUCUUACGUAUGGAUGUUGGAUCUAGUCCGGUCAAGCCAACGUUUGAUUUGAUGAAGAUGGAAUGUGAAACGGAUGAUGAACUUUCAUGGUCGAUCGUUGAAAAAUGCAUUGGAAGAUUACAAGAAAUUCAACAAAUCGAAGAAGUGAAUGAAGAAGGAAAGAUUUGGUGUAGAGAAAUGGUGGCAAUGCAUCAACGUGGAUGGCGCAGGGCAGGACCAAGUGAAAGUCAUAUGAACGCAGUUUCUUCAGCAGCACAAGCGGCAAGAAGAGCAAGACGUGGCCCACAUCGAAAUCGACAACAAAACAAAGGAAGAAGUGGUAAAAGUACGACAACACCCACUUCACUUCCAACAAGACAGAGUCCGGUACAAAAAGGAGAAGGUUCCAACAAUCAAACAGACAGUACGCAAAGCAGUUCUGAGGAAAGCAAAAUAAUUGUGACCGUGCAGGAUUAUGAAUUUCAAGACGAGUAA
Messenger RNA from Meira miltonrushii, 2475 nucleotides. RefSeq lists its product as uncharacterized. Lineage: Eukaryota; Fungi; Basidiomycota; Exobasidiomycetes; Exobasidiales; Brachybasidiaceae. Bases 127 to 2475 code for a protein of 782 amino acids. The record is from RefSeq and is a predicted model, not a curated record. The transcript is spliced from 2 exons.